AUGGGCCUCAAGCCAAUCAAGCUCUACUGGAGGAACCACGUUCCUAACCCCUCCAAGGUUCUUAUCAUCCUUGAGGAGCUCAACCUACCUUAUGAGACAUCAUGGGUCGAGCUCCAAGGCCUCAAGCAGAAACCCUACACUGAUGUCAACCCCAACGGCCGCGUUCCGGCUAUUGAGGAUCCAAACCACAACAUUACACUUUGGGAGUCUGGCGCGAUCGUCCAGUACUUGGUUGAAACUUACGACAAGGCCAACAAGAUCUCGUACAGCACCUUUCCUGAGAAGUAUUUGACGCAGCAGUGGUCGUACUUCCAAGCCUCUGGUCAAGGUCCCUACUUUGGCCAAGCCGCCUGGUUCAACCUCUUCCAUGAAGGGGCGUACGGCGAAUCCCCCGAGUCGGCCAAGAUUCGCUACGGCAAGGAGAUCAAGCGCGUAGCAGGUGUUCUCGACGGUGUGCUGGCCAAGUCGACCUGGCUUGUAGGUGAUAAGUGCACGUAUGCCGAUUUGGCGUUCACCAUGUGGAACUCGCAGGUGGCUUUCAUCAUGAGCAGCCGGACCGGAGAACACGCAUGGAACCCGGACGAAUUCCCGAAUUUCACCAGGUGGCAGAACGCUUGUCUGGGCCGCGACAGCGUCAAAAAGGUUCUCAGCGUUCUAAGCGAGAAAGGUUAA
Molecule: messenger RNA, 672 nt
Organism: Daldinia caldariorum
Lineage: Eukaryota; Fungi; Ascomycota; Sordariomycetes; Xylariales; Hypoxylaceae
Product: glutathione S-transferase
Exons: 4
Coding region: 1-672 (223 amino acids)
Source: RefSeq, a predicted model, not a curated record